CAAACUUCAAAAAAGUCAAAUUAGCAUAUAAAAUGUGUUUUAUGGCAGUUCACUCACCAGUAUUAAUCUAGUUGGACGGUGUCUUGUUUGACCGAAUGGAUAAAUGUGCAUUAUUCGCGUUGCUCUUAGUCCUUGGAGCUCAAGCUCAGCCUCAGCGUGCUCCAAAGAUUAUCAAUGGUCACAGUGCAACUCAUCAACCCUAUAAUGCCUUCAUUAUGUAUCUCAAUGCUCAGAACGCAGGAUUCUUCGGCGGUGGUUCGUUAAUAUCUGAUCGGCACGUUCUUACGGCUGCAAUCAAUAUUUUCGGAUAUCAACGAUGGAACGUCGGUCUUGGUAGUAAUAUCUUCACUCAGCUUGCUACUAUCACCUCGACUCAGGCUAUAGCUCACCCCAAUUUCAACCCUACCAACCGUGCAAAUGACAUAGGUGUCAUAAUGCUGCCGAGUUCUGUCGUCUUUACCACAUAUGUAUAUCCCAUAAGACUGCCUCCGCUGACCUAUAUUAAUCAGCUACCAGUAGAAAACGAAGAAGGUACCAUUGUUGGGUUUGGCUUCACCAGUAGCAGCUCGACAACCCGAGCAGACUAUCUUAUGCACUCAUUUCAACGCGUGGUAAACCAUAACCGUUGCCUGCAAUUUUUCCCUGUGCAAUCACCCUAUCAAUUUUGCGCUGAGGACAACAUUGAACGUUCCAAUGUAUGCAACGGUGAUUUAGGAGCAGGUUUUGUGACAAUUGAACGUGGUCGACCGAUUCUGACGGGAAUAGCCUCGCUAGUGGCACAAAACUGUGGUGCCCAGAAUCCCACCGGUUACACGAGGAUUGCUGCAUACAGACAAUGGAUACACCAAGUGGCCUAUAUUUAGAAUUGUGAUAACCACUAUUUUUUAACUUAUUUUUACAGCUUGUUCUGAUGUGUAAUUAUUCAUUCGUUCACAAUAAAAUCAUUCAUUGCGGUGCGGAGAGCGGUAGAGUCGCAUCCCGGUUUGA
Molecule: messenger RNA, 987 nt
Organism: Toxorhynchites rutilus septentrionalis
Lineage: Eukaryota; Metazoa; Arthropoda; Insecta; Diptera; Culicidae
Product: chymotrypsin-like
Exons: 4
Coding region: 96-863 (255 amino acids)
Biological process (GO): proteolysis
Molecular function (GO): serine-type endopeptidase activity
Source: RefSeq, a predicted model, not a curated record